Molecule: messenger RNA, 912 nt
Organism: Puccinia triticina
Lineage: Eukaryota; Fungi; Basidiomycota; Pucciniomycetes; Pucciniales; Pucciniaceae
Exons: 4
Coding region: 1-912 (303 amino acids)
Biological process (GO): mitochondrial translation
Cellular component (GO): mitochondrial large ribosomal subunit
Molecular function (GO): structural constituent of ribosome
Source: RefSeq, a predicted model, not a curated record
AUGCCAGCCGAGGGCGGGGGGCAGCUCAGCCGAUUCUCAACCCAGAUCCCCCAAGCAGCCCCCAAGCGGAUCGCAGCCUCAUUCAAGCCAGGGCCAUUCCGAGGCGCACUCCUCGCCAGCGAACCCAGGCAGGACCAUGACCAACAGCCCCAGCACGACUACUCAGCCUCACAGCUACUCCGAGCAGCCAGAACCACACCCUCCUCAUCCUCAGCAAGCCCCCCCGCCACCACCACCCUGCACUUCCCCCACUCCAGGCUGAUCAGACAGCAUCUCGACGAGCUGCUCUACCCGCUCACCUUCUCCGACCAACUGGCCUGCCGGAUCGUCAGCUCAAAGAACCUGCUCAAGUCCCAGCACGCCCUCGACGCUCUCGAACACCACGCCCCAGGCGGCGUCGGCUUUGCGCGCCUCGGCGAACACAACUCCAAGCUGAGCUUCAUCGGCCGCCGCGCCAUCGAAGUGAUCGAGGACGCCCUGCUCACCAAGUUCGUCCUCGGCCAGUACGUCGGCCACCAGUGGGAACUCGAGAAGAUCAUGCGCUGGAGAGAACUCGCCCCGCCCCCCACCCAAGCACCACCCACCAAAGCUCUCAACGGCACCGGGCUCUGGAUGGCCCGGGGACACGUCGUAGAAGCGAUCGUCGGCGCAGUCAUGGCCGAACACGGCGCAAGACUCAGCAUCGCCGUCUUCCACUCCCUCGUCCUCCCCCACCUCUCCUUCCGUCUCGAUCCCGCCCUCCUGCCCGCCAUCAAGGCCGUCCAAACGCACGACCACGAGCUCGAGAGCCCCGCCGCCGGGCUCGUCGACUGGAAAUCCCUCCGCAUCGAGCCCUUCCUCGCCAACAACCCCGCCCAGCAGCCGGCCUCCGCCGAGCUCAGUACCCCCGCACCCGUCGCCGCUGUCGGCUGA